AAUAAAUCCACUGAAGAGUAAAAAAAAUUUAAUAUGGGAAUGUUUAAGAAAAUAUCAACAUUUUUUAAAAAUAAAUCUGAAAAAGUGACGAUACUUGUCAUCGGUUUAAAUAAUAGUGGUAAAUCAACCAUAAUAAACCAUUUUAAAUCGCCACAAGAACAGGCUGCUAUCACAGUACCCACCGUAGGAUUCACCUUGGAACAAAUAAGAAGUGAAGGCGUCUUAUUCACAAUGGUCGAUACAUCUGGUGCGUGGCGUUACCGGAGCUUAUGGGAGCAUCAUUUCAAAAACUGCCAUGGUAUAAUAUAUGUAAUAGAUUCUAGUGAUCGCAUGAGAUUGGUUGUGGUUCGGGACGAACUUGACACACUUCUGAAACACCCUGACCUGGAAAAUCGAAGUAUACCCAUACUUUUAUACAACAAUAAAGUAGACUGCGAAGAUUCACUGUCCAGUGUAAAAAUAGCAGCUGCUUUAGGUUUACAUAACAUUGAAGAUAAGCCUUGGCAUAUAACGCCGAGCAAUGCAAUUACUGGUGAGGGCUUGGAGGAUGGUGUUCAUUGGUUAGUGCAGCAAAUUAAAUCUGUGAGUUCUCACAAUAAAAAAUUUAAGCAUUAAAGUCGAUUUAAAGU
Molecule: messenger RNA, 629 nt
Organism: Anastrepha obliqua
Lineage: Eukaryota; Metazoa; Arthropoda; Insecta; Diptera; Tephritidae
Gene: Arl6
Product: ADP-ribosylation factor-like protein 6
Exons: 4
Coding region: 34-615 (193 amino acids)
Biological process (GO): cilium assembly; protein localization to cilium; intracellular protein transport
Cellular component (GO): cytoplasm; axoneme
Molecular function (GO): GTPase activity; GTP binding
Source: RefSeq, a predicted model, not a curated record